Messenger RNA from Stylonychia lemnae, 2517 nucleotides. Lineage: Eukaryota; Ciliophora; Spirotrichea; Sporadotrichida; Oxytrichidae. The record is from the annotation of a GenBank genome assembly.
AUGAGCCAGCAAGAGGGCGAUAUUGAUUAAAGUUUGAAUGGAGAUGAGAGGUUCAAUUAUGAUCACAAUAAUAAUGUAAUUGGUUCAGCUCAUAAAAUUAGUCUAAUGGGAAACCUUAAUCAAAAAGAGUAAAUAAGUCAAUCAUUUCUCGAUAGAUAGGCUAAUCUUAAUAAUAUUGAUACAACAACAAGUUAAAGGCAUUAGCAAAUAAGACUCAAAUAUAUUAGACCUAGCGAUGAGCUAAGUAAUAACACUAAGUAAAAUAACAAAAAAUUUCUAAAUGAUGGCUAUCAACCUUCAGAGAGUAAUAUGGAUGGUUCUUAGCUGUCACUAUCUAAGUAACUUCGAUUUGAAGAUGAUUCUAAUGAUGAUUAAUUUAAGUAGUAUUACAGCAGUGGAUUUGAAAGCAAUACGAACUUAAUUUAUGAUGAAAAAUAAUCAAAAAAGAGGAAAGUCAAAUCUUGGAAAUAAUGGGAACAAGAUCAGUGUAAUGAAGAAGAGAAAUUCAAUGAUUAAGACAGUUUAAGCCAAAGUAAUAAUAACGUUUUCAGAGAAAUUUCAGGCUCAGUUAAUCUCAAUAACUUCGUUGAUUAAUACAUUUAUUAAUUGGAAAAUAACAAAACUGGAAGUAGAACAUAGGGAAAUAGGCUAGCUCCUUUAAACUAAAUAUUUAGGAAAUCUAAUUCUAUAAUGAAAAAUAAUGAUUUGUUUUAGCCUCGCUAGUCUGUGUAGUUUAACAACGACAGAUUUCAAUCAGAGAUAGUGCUUAUGAAGAAAUUGACUUAGGAUUUUCAUUCAUAAAACAACAGACAUUUGUAUUCGCAAAGCAAUAAUGUUCCUAAAUAAGAUAAUAAAAGUAGUAGUAUAUAUAAUGAUUAAUCCUUGGCAAGCAACUCUGUAAGUAUUAGCUAAGACUACUUUUUCAUGAAUGUCGAGAUAAAUCCCAUAAGGUAUUUUUAAAUGUACUUUGAUGAUGGUAAUUAUUUGGAGGAACAGUCUGAUGAUAAUAAAGGUAUAAUACAUUUGCAAUUUUUGGACGCUUCAUUUUAUGAAGGGUAGUAUCCAAGAGAAAACUGGGUAUUUGGGAAAUAUAUUAAAAAAGUUCAAUUAAAUAAUUCUUAUAUUCUGGGUUAUGAGGGGACUUGGUUCAAUGAUUAUUUGGAUGGAGAUAAUUGUCUAUUAAAGAUCAACAUGCAGGAGUGGCCUUAACAUGGAUUUGAGAUCCCGAUUUCUAAUCAAAUCAAGGAAAUCUCACUAGAUAAAGCUUUUUACAAUCUAUUUUUAUGCUCAAUGACAGUCUUGUUAAUAUUGCUUGGUCUUAACUUUGAUUUGAGAAUACUAUAUGGUGCUCUCUCAAUGUAUUUAUUAAAGUGGAGGCCUGUAGUCUAUCUGAACUAUCAACACAAAUCUGAUAUCAUUAAAGAGAAGAUUAGAAUGUCAAGCAGAGCUUCUGUGAUCACUUCCAAUAAUAGUAAUUUAAAUAAUAGAAAUAACUCUACCUAAAAGAUCAACCCUACUACAGAUGAAAGUGCGCCAUAAAAAAAUAGUUUUGCUGAAUCUAUGCAAGCAGGAAUGGACCUCUCUACAUUUAUAAAGAAUCAUGAUGAAUCUUCUGCGAAUUCGCUCAUUGAUCUUAUUGAUGAAUUCAAGUAUCAUACUUGGGCAGACAUGAGUCCAGAAAUAGAAAAGUUGAACUUUGUCUGCAAGAAUACCUAAGUUGAGAAUGAAGAAUAAAGCUAGGAUAUUGAGGGUCCUAGACUUAAAGAGGAAGAUAAAUCGGAGAAACUCAAAGCUAAGUUUGUUAAGCUAAACAUCUAUAAGUUAUUCGACUUUAGCACCAAGGGGUAAGCUUAGCUUUUAUAGAGAAAGAAAGCAUUCGCUCAGUAUGUGUUUGGACACCUGAAGAUUAAAAGACACAACGAGAGAAUCUCAUAAAUAACAAAUAAUAAUGAUGCCACUAAGCCUGAUCACUAACCAACUGACAGAUUAAAUAAAAGCCACCUAAAUGACAAGUCUAAUGACUCCUUGCAAAAUUUAGACUCUAAACUAGUAACUAGCUAUAAUAAUAAUAUCACGGGACUUCAACUGCUGACUGAUGAUAAGAACGUGAGCAAUCUUUUCGUCGCUAGACUGGGUAGUGAAGAAGGAGAUGCCAAAUUCAUCAGGAACUAGGGAGCUAAGAUAAAGAACAGGCAAAACAGAGUAAAGUUGCUGAGCCAAGUAGUUGAGGAUGAAGAGAGAAGUAAGCUAGAAGGGGGAGCAUUUGCAGAUGCAAACAAAAGUAUAGACUAUAUUGAUGAGGACAGAUUGAUUGACAACAUAAAAAUUAGAAAAUUUUUGGAAGGAAAUUUCAAGGAAGAAAUACUAGUUUGUAUGGAUAAUAAUAAAUCAAUCAUUCUAAAUGGCACCUUCUACUUUUUCUUAUCAAUGUUUUGUCUUGGGUGGAUAACAAGAAUGUAUGUUUACAGGAAUACAUUACAAGUCAAUUACUACUUGAAAAAGGUUAUACUUGACUGA